Messenger RNA from Centruroides sculpturatus (bark scorpion), 2151 nucleotides. RefSeq names its product piggyBac transposable element-derived protein 4-like. The record is from RefSeq and is a predicted model, not a curated record. The transcript has a single exon. Lineage: Eukaryota; Metazoa; Arthropoda; Arachnida; Scorpiones; Buthidae. The coding region runs from base 559 to 1602 and encodes 347 amino acids.
UUUUUCGAAAAAUAAUUAAAUGUAUUCAAAAUAUUUAUGAAUUGGUCACUAAUUUAAAUAAAUAAAUAAAUCUUACUUAGAAUAAAAAGUAUUUCAGUAAGAAAUCGACAGAGAUUUUUUAGAUAAGGUCAAAAAUAUCAGAUAAACUAUAGAAAAAGUUACUUUUUAUAAUUGCAAAAACCUCAUAAAACGUAAAAUUUACAAAAUUUAACGUCAAAUUUAAUUGCACGAUAAGUUUAAAUAUAAAUAAAUAUGUUUCUGCUACAAUAUAUAGAGUAUUUUUCUAUGCUUUUUUGUCUUCAAAGUAAAUAGUGCGUUUUAUUGUGUAUGUAAAGUUCGAAAUUAUAGCACAAUAUAAUGCCAGAAUAAUUUGAAAUUAACAUGAAACUUCAAAAAGGUAGGCCUAAUUAUUUAGAAUUUUGAAAGUUUUAGAUUUGAAACAGAUGUAGGCUAUUUUUCAGAAGAAAUGUUUAUUACAGUUUUUAGCGUGUUUUAGUUAGUUUGUUUAUUAUUAUAUGGUUGUUUGGGAAUAUUCUGUACUGCGCGUCAUCCUCCUUCAUGUCUCGUUUGCAUUUCGAACUGAGAAGACGUUUAUCUUUUGCGCUUACUUUUUUUAUCUUUGUGUGCAUCAACAUGGCCAAACGUUUUGCCUAUAAAGAUUUAGAAGGACUGUUAACAUCCGAGGACUCAUUUACCGAAUCUGAUGAGAAUAGCGAUUUUGGAAGUGACGAUUUUGAGGAGAGUAGCGAGGACGAAAUACGUGACGAACCCUCUACAACUUCAGAUAUGUGGUCCUUUACUCCUACAGCUGCUCGAGAACAGUUUCGUUUCACUGGAGUUCCGGGAGUUAAUAUUUCGAUAACAGAUCCCGAUGACGUGAUUGGAAUUUUCGAGCAGCUGUCCAACGACAGGAUAGUCGAACUUAUAGCGGAGGAAACUAAUAAGUAUUCCGAAAAAAAAAUACAAGAAGCUACAGAUAGUCCUCUCGGUCUAAGAAAGAAGAGCCGGAUGCGGAGUUGGAAGCCGACAAUUCCUGGUGAAAUUAGAUUGUUAGAGGGGAUGUUUCUCCUGAUGGGGAUUGUCAAUAAGCCGACUAUACAGUCUUUCUUCUCUACGAAUUUUCUAAUCAAAACCCCCAUAUUUAAUGAAAUAAUGGUAAGAGAUAGAUUUUUAUUGUUAUUGUCAUUUUUACAUUUUACAAGCAAUGAAAACAAAACCUCUAAACUGUACAAAAUAGAACAAUUGCUGGAUCUGUUUAGAUGUAGUUUCCGGUCUGCUUACACUCCAUCGCGAAAUGUUUCGAUAGAUGAGAGUCUCCUUCUCUGGAAGGGUCGAUUAUCUUGGAGAAUAUUUAUUCCGAUGAAACGCGCAAAAUUCGGCAUUGAAACUUUUUUAGUAUGUGAAGCUAAUACUGGGUAUGUAUAUAAUUUUAUCAUUUAUACGGGGAAGGGGACCGAAAUACCAAUAAACUUAGACGAUGUCGACCCUUCCAGAGAAAGUCACUCAACAAAUAUCGUGCUUUCGUUGAUGGAGGAAUUUCUAGACCAAGGGUAUUGUCUAGGAAUAGAUAAUUACUAUACCAGUCCAGAUAAUUACUUAUAGAUUAUCUCGCGUCCCAUCAUACGGAUGUAAUUGGGAUGGUAAAAAAAAUCGCAAAGAUCUUCCAAAACAAGUAACAUCCGCGAAAUUAAAAAGGGGGGGAGACAAUAGCUAUGUACAGAAACAAAACAAUGAUAAUGAAAUGGAAGGACACCAAAGACAUAUAUAUAAUGAGCACCACACACGACGACAGAAUGAUGACAAUCAAAUCGGGUUCAUCUAUAAAACAGAAACCUAAGGUCUGCGUCGACUACAAACAUCAUAUGGAGGGCGUAGACCUUAUGGACCAAAAGUUAUCAUAUUAUAAUGUGGCCAGGACACACAUAAAAAAAUACUACAUAAAAAUAUAUCUAAGAUUUUUAGAUAUUUCUGUUUUAAAUUCUCAUGUUAUUCACAAAGAACUGGGGGGGAGACUAUCUUUGUAUGAGUUUAGAUUAAAACUUAUCCAGCAAUUGUUCGACAAGUACAGAGAGAGUACUCAGGGGGUCAGAAAAAAAUCUAUUAUUCCAACUUCGGCUUCCAUUGACCGUCUCAGUGGUCGGCAUGGCCACU